This is a messenger RNA of Benincasa hispida (wax gourd), 1565 nucleotides long. It is a transcript of the gene ETFALPHA, whose product is annotated as electron transfer flavoprotein alpha. Gene Ontology annotation, molecular function: electron transfer activity; flavin adenine dinucleotide binding. Lineage: Eukaryota; Viridiplantae; Streptophyta; Magnoliopsida; Cucurbitales; Cucurbitaceae. Gene Ontology annotation, biological process: fatty acid beta-oxidation using acyl-CoA dehydrogenase. Gene Ontology annotation, cellular component: mitochondrion. The record is from RefSeq and is a predicted model, not a curated record.
CAUGUCAACGCGCCAACCGAAGCUUAGGCGUUUUAAACGCGCCGUUUCAAUUGCUGGAGCAGUGCCGUAUUCUUCUUUCACACCUCCAUUGAAGGCAUAAUCUCCGCCGUCGCCUCCGCCGCCUCCGCCCUGUCUCCACCGCCGUCUCCCGCAGUUUCAGAGAGAGAGAAGACCUAUCAACAUGAUCAGGCGAACAGUAUUCACUGUUUUGAAGAGAUCGAUUCUUCCAUCGUCUUCGUCGCCUCUACUUCCUCUCUUCUCCUCCGCUUGUCGAUUUGCUAGCACGUUGGUUUUGGCGGAACACGAUGGCGGUUCCAUCAAUGCCGCUUCCGUUAGUGCUAUAGCGGCUGCUGGUUCUUUGAGCAAAGAUAAUUCGAUUUCUGUCCUGUUGGCUGGCUCAGGACCUUCGCUUCAGGAAGCUGCUGAACAUGCUGCCUCUUGUCACCCAUCUAUUUCUCAGGUGCUUGUUGCUGAUUCGGAUAAAUUUUCAUAUCCCUUGGCUGAACCUUGGGCUCAACUAGUCCAAUUGGUUCAACAGAAUAAUGGGUAUUCUCAUGUAAUUGCGGCUUCAGGUUCCUUUGGGAAAAACAUUCUUCCACGCGCUGCCGCUCUUUUAGAUGUUUCUCCAGUUACUGAUGUCGUUGCUAUAUCUGAAUCUCGCCAAUUUGUGAGGCCCAUAUAUGCUGGCAAUGCGCUUUGUACGGUCAGAUACACAGGGGGUGACCCUUGUAUGUUGACCAUAAGAUCUACAUCGUUCCCAGUGACCUCAAAAUCAGUUGAGUCGGCAUCAAUUAAAUCCCCUAUAUCUCAGGUUGAUCUCUCAACGUUUGGUGGAGAUUCUAUUGGAAAAUCUAGAUAUGUAAAGCAAACGUCUCAGGAAGCAGAACGUCCUGAUCUUGCGAAUGCACGUGUUGUUGUCACUGGAGGACGUGGUUUGAAAAGUGCUGAGAACUUCAAAAUGAUUGAGAAACUUGCAGAGAAGCUUGGUGCUGCAGUUGGUGCCACACGUGCUGCUGUUGAUGCUGGAUUUGUUCCCAAUGACCUUCAGGUUGGACAAACUGGUAAAAUUGUAGCACCAGAACUAUAUAUGGCUUUUGGUGUAUCAGGAGCCAUUCAACAUUUGGCAGGGAUCAGAGAUUCUAAGGUUAUUGUGGCUGUGAAUAAAGAUGCAGAUGCACCAAUAUUUAAGGUUGCUGACUAUGGACUCGUUGGCGAUCUUUUUGAGAUUAUACCGGAGUUGCUUGAAAAGCUACCUGAAAGUAAGUAACCUUAUCACUAACUAAAUAGUGCUGGAAUGAGUUCAAAGGUGUAGAAAUGGUAUCCCAUUAUCUGAAUCUUUGGGUCAUUUAUAUAAUAAAAAAGGAUGUCAUUUGAGAAAAUCAAACCCCCCACCAAAAAAUCUUUAAAUCAAGCAUGUAAAUAGUCUUCAAAGGCAAUAAAAAUAUACAUCUAUCCAAAUUUAUGGCUGUAGCCUGUAUUGUGUUUUUCAAUAGAAAAGUUCACAUUUGAAUCUAGAGGCUGCAUAAAUUGUGAAUGUGAUGUGAAAGAAUGAUUGACUUGGUGUA